AUGCCGGUCUUCUGUGAUGUUGAAUGGACUAUCGAUGAGGGCAAAAGCUGGGCUGUAAUAGGGACAUGCUCGAAGCAAAAGACAGCCCUUUUGCAGGUCACCUACGUUCCUUACCCGGUGGUCUGUGUUCUUUCCUCUCAGACUCUCCUUGCAACCCACACCUUGUGGCUCUUGUAUCGUUCGUGCAUCGGCCCCACGCAGCAGGUGGUACCUUCUAUGACUACACUUCUCGAUAUCGCGCAGUUAGAGAAGAAGACUGUGGAAAGUCACCCCAUUUUUUCACUAUGGUACACCCAACAAUAUACAAAACUCAUCAAGCUAGAGUACAAGCUACAAGAGAAGAGCGACGUCGCCAUUAUCAAAAGAAUCGAGUUGACCAAAAGACUCCCCAGGUGUCGAGAGGUUAUCCUAGCCAAGCAGCGUCAGUUGCACAAAGAAAAAAAAUCCUGUCAAGACAAUGAACCUUCGGACGAUGAAGACGAACCAAUGGAAACCUUACAAGAUUGCAUUGCCGCAGUUAAAUAUGCCAAAGAUGACUUCAUGACCUAUGUGAAGGCUCCACGAAGAUUCUUCGACCUCCUUGUGGACGAGUACUCCAAAACAAUGCCUGACCCCGAGGUAUGCCCUACUGGGAAUGGAGACAAGUCUGUAUUUGAACGCGCCAUCACAAGCUUGGAAGACUUUCUCGACCAAGCUAACCGCGGACUUGAUGGUAUCCUUCAGAUGUGUGGUGCUUGCGAGGAUGAAACGGAGGCUCCUGUAGGUCAUAUUACUUUGGUGAAGAUGAGAGAGAGGCUCGAGAGGCUCACAGUUCACAACUGCAGGCUGCAAACUGACAAGCUCAUCAACUUCUUGUUCUUCGUCCUCAGCAGCACUCAUAACGGCGAUAUGUGGGAUGAGCUGGCUGCGACUGGGUCCAAUGGGGGGAUGUGGCCGAGUCGGACGACUGGGUCCAAUGGGGGGAUGUUGCCGAGUCGGACGACUGGGUCCAAUGGUGGGAUGUUGCCGCAUCCCUUACCUUCACCAAGACCUAGCGCCAGGUCAUGA
Messenger RNA from Suillus plorans, 1047 nucleotides. RefSeq lists its product as uncharacterized. The transcript has 7 exons. The record is from RefSeq and is a predicted model, not a curated record. Bases 1 to 1047 code for a protein of 348 amino acids. NCBI's taxonomy places the organism in Eukaryota, Fungi, Basidiomycota, Agaricomycetes, Boletales, Suillaceae.